Messenger RNA from Paramecium tetraurelia, 141 nucleotides. RefSeq lists its product as uncharacterized. Lineage: Eukaryota; Ciliophora; Oligohymenophorea; Peniculida; Parameciidae. The record is from RefSeq and is a predicted model, not a curated record. The transcript has a single exon.
AUGCAAAGAGUUAAACCAUUUACCUCAUGUAGUACGAGAAGUUAGAUAUUUUAAUAAAAGUACAAACCGUUGAAUGCUGAAAGGACUUAGGAGACAGCGAAAUCUUCUAAAAAACCUAAUGAUGAUGAUUUUGAUAUUUGA